Molecule: messenger RNA, 2348 nt
Organism: Marchantia polymorpha subsp. ruderalis
Lineage: Eukaryota; Viridiplantae; Streptophyta; Marchantiopsida; Marchantiales; Marchantiaceae
Source: the annotation of a GenBank genome assembly
CUCGCUCGCUCGCUUGAUCGAUCGAUUGCUCGAGCGCUCGUGCGGUCGGCGUCCCGAGGCCCCGAAGGAAGCGAGCUAUGGAAGACCACUAUCGCUGCGAUUGGGAGAAUUUCCGCCGCUGAGGACCGUGAGGGAGCGAGGAUUUGAGAGAGCGAUUGCGCCGAGGCGAGAAGAGGCGCGGCGGUGCGAGGGUCGAGAGGCCGCAAGGCGCCGGAGGAUUUGCUGGCUCCUUCGAGGGGCUGAGCCGCGUGAUGGGAAUGGGAUUGAAGAUUGACGAGGAGGAAGAAAGUAUGGAUCUGCUGGUGGAGAGUAUGCGGAAUACGUACGCCGACACCGUCAGGGAGGCCCUGAAGGAUUAUGAGUUUAGUUUUGUGAUUAGCGAUCCGCGUCUGCCUGACAAUCCUAUCGUGUACGCGAGCGAGGGGUUUUUCAAGAUGACCGGGUACUCUCGGGACGAGGUCGUUGGGCAUAAUUGUCGAUUUUUGCAGGGUCCUGACACCGACCGCCGGACGGUGCUCGAAUUGAGAGAUGCCAUUCGUGAAGAACGACAAGCUCAAGUGCGGAUUUUGAAUUACACUAAAGACGGAAGGCCAUUCUGGAAUCUGUUUCACUUAGCCCCCGUGUUUUCCAAAGCAGAUGGAACCGUCAUCCAUUUUGUUGGAGUCCAAACUCCCAUUUCUCCCCAGUUAGCUUCCACGGAUAAUAUUCCUAGUUGUUUAGUGUCCUCGCAAACUCUCCUUCCUCAAAAGCUCUCCCUAGUAGUUGGCAGCCACGUAGAAAAUGAUGCCGUCUCUGAGCCGCUAUUGAUUACUCCGAAGACUGUGUCGAAUUGUCUUUCAGAGAGCUUCAAGCAACUAUCGGCGAAUGGUCCGUCAGCUGCCGAAGACUCCAAAGGCAAUUCCCAAGGGACGGAGGAAGUGAAGGCAACGGAUGCCGUGAAGUGCCUUGUAUCUCAGCUGGUAGCGUCCAGUAAAGGGAAGGAAGGAGUAGAUGAGAAGCGGUGUAAACAGCUGUCUGAGUGCCCAGCUGAAGGAGUUGUGAAUUCGUCCUUGAUGCUGUCGCUGACUCGAAUUCAGCAGAGUUUUGUGUUGGCUGAUCCGAAUCUUCCAGACAUGCCGAUCGUUCAUGCAAGUGAUCUUUUCCUACAUCUGACUGGGUACAGUCGAGAGGAGGUCGUUGGACGAAAUUGCAGGUUCUUGCAAGGUCCUGAUACUGAUCCAGCCGCAGUAGAGCAGAUUCGCGAGAGUAUCAGACAGGAUAAACCUUGUUCAGUACGAAUUCUGAACUACAGGAAGGACAGGCGACCAUUUUGGAACUUGUUGCACCUUUCUCCAGUAAGAAGUUGUGGAGGCAAGGUGGCCUUCUAUGUUGGAGUGCAACUUCAAGUCAUGGCUGCAGAUGAGGAGGUGGAAGAAGGUAGUGGUUUGAGUGCACAGAUGAAGCAACUGAGCGCGGUUGGAGCGAUCAGAGUAGCUGUGCGUAGUUUGCAGGGUGGAGGCUUACGGCGCUGUGCGGGUUCUAGCUCGUAGAAAUUUUGAAGACAAGGGAAUGAUUUUCCAGUACACAAGUUACCUUCGCAUACAAAUGACGGUUGCUGCCGACGUUGGAAAAUUGGAGUAACCACCAGUGGGAUGUGUUCUGAGUGAAGCUUCGUUAUGUCAAAACAGGCUCUGUUCUGGAGACUUCACUUAUGUGUGUUGUACGGGACUUGUGUAGCCAGCUCUCACCGUUCUAAUUUUCGAUCAGAAUGAGUAUCCCGACGAAGACAGUAGAGAUUGUGGAACUUUUCCACCAGCAGAACUGCCCGUAAUUGUUCAUUGUCAUGCAGAUGUGAUACUUUCUUCUAAAUCAGGGAGAAAGGAGACCAAUGGAAGGAAGGAAUGUUGGGAAGGAAGGGUACUUUACCUCAAGUACGAGGUUGUAAAAUCAAACCUCGGAUAGAUAGAAGGGAAAUUUGAUUGGAAGUCAAAGUAUUUAUACGUAGUCUGGAUUGCUUGUAAUUCCCAACACCUUGUUGGCGCUUUCUGGACGCACAGAACGCAGUAGAAGUUGUACCACUGUACUACUUCCUGUACGUGAUGAGGUUCGGCCUUAGCUUGUAUAUCUAUGUUAUCUGUUAGGUUUCACCUAGAUUAUAUAGGUGGUCAUUCAGAGUAGCCUUUAGAGGUUUGUCUACUGUAUUAAAUGUAAAAUGGGAACUUCAACUUAGUUUCAUAGUUACAGGUUUUAGAGAGAGGGAUGGUAGAUCGCGAAUUCUAAUUCAUUUAGGCAUCAAAUCUUGACAAAUUAGUGUAAUAUGACUCUCGUCCGUCUUUUGAAUCAAAUGGCCUGCUCAUUCUUCGAACCCU